AUGUUUGACACCAAGACAUGUGCUGUGGACGACGGCAUGGUGGCCGAUGGACCCCUCGAGAAAGAUCUGGAGAAAAAAUCGGACGCGAAGCACCUGGAGCCAUUUGGCAAUGAGGACAACGCCGAGGUCAAGUAUCGGACUAUGAAAUGGUGGCACUGUGGAAUGCUCAUGAUUGCGGAGAAUGUAUCUGUGGGUAUCCUUUCUCUGCCAUCCGCAGUGGCGACUCUUGGAAUGGCCCCCGCUGCUAUCAUGAUUGUGUUCAUCUCUGCUCUUUCAUGGUACACCGGCUAUGUCAUUGGCCAAUUCAAACUUCGUUACCCCGAGGUUCACAGCAUGGGUGAUGCUGGUGAAAUCUUGAUGGGUCCCUUCGGCCGUGAGUUGCUGGGACUUGGCCAGCUGCUACUGCUGAUCUUCCUCAUGGCGAGCAACAUUUUGAUGUUCAAUAUCCUGAUGAACGUACUAACUGACCAUGGUACCUGCACGUUGGUGUUUGGUGUCGUCGGACUGAUCAUCUGCUUCUUGGGUGCUUUGCCUCGUACAAUGGACAAGGUCUACUGGAUGUCCGUCAUCUCAUUCGUCAGUGUCUUUGUCGCCACGCUGUUGACCAUGAUCACCGUGGGAGUCCAGAGCAAAGGACAUGUUGUCAACGAGGCCGUCACGGAUGUCAGCUUCCGCGACGGAUUCUUAGCGGUGACGAACAUCAUUUUCGCCUACUUGGCUCACGUUGCGUACUUUGGCUUCAUGUCCGAGACCGAGGACCCACGCACAUUCAACAAGUCGCUUGCAAUGCUUCAAAUCGUCGACACAGUCUUGUACCUUGUCAGCGCUCUGCUCAUCUAUCACUACGUGGGACCCGAAACCGCCACCAGCCCCGGUGUUCAGUCGCCUGCUAUUCUGUCUCUGAGCCCUCUGAUGAGCAAGAUUGCCUGGGGUCUCUCAAUCCCGACUACCAUUCUUUCCGGUGUUGUCUUAGGCCAUGUCGCGUGUAAAUACAUCUACGUGCGUCUUUUCCGUGGAUCCGACAAGAUGCACAGCCGAAGCUUCCUGUCGAUUGGAUCAUGGGUUGCUAUCUGCAUUGCAGUCUGGGUUGUGGCCUGGGUUGUCGCAGAAUCAAUUCCCGUGUUCAAUGAUCUGCUGAGUCUGAUUAGUGCGCUCUUCGGCAGUUGGUUCAGCUUCGGACUCCCUGCGAUCUUCUGGCUCUACAUGAACCGCGGCCGGUACUUCCAGAACUGGAAGAAGACCGUUCUCACAAUCACCAAUCUUCUGGUGCUGGCUAUUGCCAUUGCCAUUUGCGCAUUGGGAUUGUGGGUGUCAGGUGUCGCAAUCCACGAAGACUCUAACGCUCGAAGUUGGUCUUGUGCCAACACUAAUUGA
Messenger RNA from Penicillium paradoxum, 1374 nucleotides. RefSeq lists its product as uncharacterized. Gene Ontology annotation, cellular component: vacuolar membrane. Bases 1 to 1374 code for a protein of 457 amino acids. Lineage: Eukaryota; Fungi; Ascomycota; Eurotiomycetes; Eurotiales; Aspergillaceae. Gene Ontology annotation, biological process: amino acid transmembrane transport. Gene Ontology annotation, molecular function: amino acid transmembrane transporter activity. The record is from RefSeq and is a predicted model, not a curated record. The transcript has 10 exons.